GGUUGUAGUUGGUUCCGGUGAUGUGCCAUGGGCUACGACGUCACCCGGUUCCAGGGGGAAGUGGAUGAGGACCUGCUGUGCCCCAUCUGCAGUGGAGUCCUAGAGGAGCCCGUUCAGGCCCCUCACUGUGAGCACGCCUUCUGCAAUGCCUGCAUCACCCAGUGGUUCUCGCAGCAGCAGAUAUGCCCCGUGGACCGCAGCGUGGUGACGCUGGCCCACCUGCGUCCCGUGCCCCGCAUCAUGCGCAACAUGCUCUCCAAGCUGCAAAUCAACUGCGACAACGCCGGCUUUGGCUGCGUUGCCGUGCUGCGCCUGGACCAGCUGCAGUCUCACCUCAGAGACUGCCAGCACAACCCCAAGAGGCCCGUCCAGUGCGAGCAGGGCUGCGGUCUGGAGAUGCCUAAAGAUGAGGCGUCUAGCCAUAACUGCAUCAAACACCUGCGCAGCGUGGUGCAGCAACAGCAGGGCAAGAUCGCAGACCUGGAGAAGGCCUCUGCUGAACACAAGCACCAGCUAGCGGAGCAGAAACGGGACAUCCAGUUACUGAAGGCGUACAUGAGGGCCAUCCGCAGUGCCAACCCCAACCUGCAGAACCUGGAGGACACCAUUGAGUACAAUGAGAUCCUGGAGUGGGUGAACUCUCUCCAGCCGGCUCGCGUCACCCGCUGGGGCGGCAUGAUCUCAACGCCAGACGCUGUCCUCCAGGCGGUCAUCAAACGCUCGCUCAUCGACAGCGGCUGCCCGCCUUCCAUCGUCAACGACCUUAUCGAGAAUGCCCACGAGAGGAACUGGCCCGCCGGCCUGGCCACGCUGGAAACGCGGCAGAUGAACCGGCGCUACUAUGAGAAUUACGUGGCCAAGCGUAUCCCGGGGAAACAGGCGGUGGUGGUGAUGGCCUGUGAGAACCAGCAUAUGGGGGAGGACAUGAUCCUGGAGCCAGGCCUGGUCAUGAUCUUUGCCCAUGGGGUGGAGGAGAUACUAUGACCCGGCUGGGGUUGGUGGAGAGCAGAGAGGGGGAGACUGACUGACCUGAAUUGAACAAAGGAGAGGAGGGAGCAGCGGAUGCUAUGACACUUAUGUCUGCGUACUGAAUGGCACCCUAUUCCCCAUAGGCCCUGGUCAAAAGUAGUGCAACUAUAUAGGGAAUAGGGUGCCAUUUUGAAUGUAGCCUAUGACACAGCAAGUGCAGGGGAAGAUCCUAUGACAGAGCAGGUUUUAAGAAGAUGAUAUGACACCAAUAGAAGGCUUUAGAGGGUUAGGGGGGGAGAAAGAGUCUCCAACUAAGAGGGAAGAGGAAAUAGAAGUGUGAAGGGUAAACAUCCUGAAGGAGACACACUAAAUCAGGAUUACCCUGCUCUCUCUGCCUUAAACACAUUUUUUUAUUUAGAGAAAUUAAAAUUUAACAUUGAUUGAUUAGUCAUAGGAAGAAACAAACAAACAAGAUUGUAGCAUAAUCUGCCUUCUCCCCGCCCCCACUGCUGCUGACAAAAUAUCCCAUUGGUUGGCUAUAAUGAGAUGACUCAUCGGCCCCCUCUAUAGCUUCCAGUUAUAUAUGACUCAUAGAGAAUUAUGGAGGCCUCUAGUGGCCAAAAGGCCGUAUUAGCAUGGGCAGCACCAUUGAGGCCUUCCACCAUUUUAAUGUCUUCAACUGGGUGGGACUUCCAACAUCAUGGGCUGGUGAACCUGUUGGAGUCAUGUCCAAAAUGGACUACUUCAAAAUUGAGAUUGCCUCAAUGGCACUGCCCAUGCUGUCAGAUGCUAUAAUAAUGGCACAGAAACAAAAGGUCCUUUCUCUCUAUGGUGUGACUUCAUCAGAAACUCAUUUAUCAAUAAUAAAGCUAACAUAUAUGCAAUCUAAGCAUACUUCAUUGCAAAGUCCAAAAACAUUUUCUUUUUUUUUUAUUGAGACUAUCUGUUGGAUUUCAAGUCAACACAUUUCUUCAGAUUGUUCUUAAGAAAGCUCAGGACCCCUUUGAGACAGAUGUUUUCUUUAGCUCUCUGUAUCUAUUACCAUGGCAUUCUCUCUUUGGGCCAGAAAAGGUGGGUUAUUUCCUGCUCUGGAGAAGGAAUGCAUGCUGAGAUUGGUUAAGUGAAUCCUAUUGGAUGUGCUCUGCUGUAUGUGAGCCCUGGGAGGCACAUAGAAAUGGGGAACUGCUGAACAUAAACACAGAGCACGUGGAUCGCCAUUGUUUGCAAGGACGUUUGGACCAACUACAUUUCCCAUCAUUACUGCAUUAACUUCCUCUUUGUCAACAACAGACCUUGUUCCUCCUUGGGAUGCAGAGCUGAUCAAGAAUGUCACUCAAACGGUGGGAAAAUGAGUAGUGGAUGGACAGAGUCCUGGUGAAGGGUGUGGACCUGGAUUUUUUUUACAUUUUAAAAAUUGACGGACUUGAGUUUCAUGCCUUAUUUUUGUAAAGUUAUUGUGUAUUUGAUUUUCUGAGUUAUUGAGUGUCCUAUGUUGAACUUUUUCUUUUAUGAUGCUAUCUAUAUAGUUGGUGUGAAGUGGGUCCAAUUUGUAUGAAAACAAAGCAUUUUAUCCACCGCAAUUAUGUAAAAAUUUACAUCACCCAAAAGACUUUGGUUUUUGUGAAAUUAUUUUAAUUUGGUUUACCUUGUCAAAAAGCAUAAACCUAACACCACUGUAUGUCAUGUAGCUUAUUCUAAUAUUUUGUGUCCAGUCAUACAUUAAGUACUUCUCUGUGGCGUUGGUGAUUUGUAAUGUUGUUCCCGGAUGAGGUUAGGUGAUUUGUCACCCUGAAUACAUCACCACAGUGAGCAAAGAUGUUACUGCUACUUUUUUCCCUAACAGUUUAGACUAUUCUGGCUUAAAUCAUUCAAGUAGUGAUAGUCUACUGGCAUGCUUUCAUUUCAGCAUUUUUAUUGAUUAUUGUAUAACUCACUUGUUCGUUUGCGAACAAAACUAUUGAUUUGUGUUACUUCCAACCACCAACUAAUGAACACAAGUUCACACACACAUUUUACCUCAGCUUAUUCUGGAAAUGAAUUUAAUUCAUUUUCUGGGGGUGACUGAAUAAAAAUUGACACACACACACACACUCAGAGGAAGUAGUUGAAGCUUAACCAAGGUCUAGACUCCUCCUGAGAGCUGCUACAAAGCUGGAACAUAGCCUUAAUCCACUUCCUCACUCUGCAUGGCUGGCUCUCUUUGCUCUGUCAGUUAGGUGCCUUGAUAUGAUACAUGUAUGGAAUUAAAACUCCGGUCCUGAAGGGCUGUGUGUCGAGCCAAGUAUACAUCUCAAGCUGGUUUUUUUAAAGUUUUUUUUUUAUAUUUCCUUUAAUGGUAUUGUACUCUUACUUCUUUUGGAUACCCAAAUCAAAGGCUUGUAAAGUGAUUUGAAGUAAUGGGGUUAGUGAGAUGAGAUCGCUAAGUAGCUUGUCGAGCAUAGGUACACACAAACAUCCCUCCAAGACUUGCGUUUCAGAUCCUUGCUAUUAUUCUUUGUAGUGUUAUGUGGCUUUGUCACCUGUGCAGAUUCAGUUAGAAUCAAUGGUAUGAAUAGAGGGCUUUGUUGUAUUUUCCUAGAUGGAUGAACUACAAUACGGUCAACAAAAAGGAGAUGGACAAAGUGUUGAUAACUUCUGAAUAAUUAAUGAAGGAUUAAUGGCUAGAACCUCCACUUUACUAUUCAGAAAUCUAGAGAGCAAUGAGAGACUGGGAAAAUAUAUAUUUUGAUGUUAAAUACUGCAAUCUAGGGUGUAUUUACUAGGAACCAAAUGCAAGCAAACGGGUCAAAACGAGGACGGCUUGACCUGAACUUGUCCAAUAAGAAAGGGCUGGUUUUAGUUAUGUUUUCCGUUGCGAAACGUUUUGCUACAUGCCCUUAGGAAUACACCCCUGUAGUCAAGAACUGACUGGGGUGUAUUCAUUAUGUCUUGCAAUGGAAAUGUUUACCGUUUGAUGCAAACAGGGAGAGCCCUACCUGAAUUUGUCCAAUAUAAACUAGUUUUCAUUGCAAAACAUCUUCCGUUUGCAGUGAACGGGAUCGCAACAGAAUCUGUGUAAUGAAUACAUCUGUCUGCCUUUUUCACUUAUUCAUAUGCAGUAGUCUUGUGAAUGUUGUGUGUGUUACUGUGAUGAUGAUGAUGAUUAAUAAUACCACAGAACUGGGGAAGAAUUACACAUUUAUUGUAAAUUUAAGAUUUAUUGUAAAUAGCUCGCUAUCAUAUCAAUAUACAUAUACUGAGGCACUUCGAUUUCUGUAUCUAUCCAUAUAAAUUUUGAUUUUGUGAGAUUUGUGGUUUCAUUAAAAGCUGAUAAGAAUU
Messenger RNA from Oncorhynchus keta (chum salmon), 4287 nucleotides. Its product is annotated as E3 ubiquitin-protein ligase NRDP1-like. The coding region runs from base 28 to 984 and encodes 318 amino acids. Gene Ontology annotation, biological process: protein ubiquitination. NCBI's taxonomy places the organism in Eukaryota, Metazoa, Chordata, Actinopteri, Salmoniformes, Salmonidae. Gene Ontology annotation, cellular component: endoplasmic reticulum tubular network. The record is from RefSeq and is a predicted model, not a curated record. The transcript is spliced from 5 exons. Gene Ontology annotation, molecular function: ubiquitin protein ligase activity.